AUGGAAAAAGUUGAUAGCAUUUUGACUAAAAUAAUAAUAAAAAUUAGUUCAUCUUACAUAUCUUUGAUAAGCAAUUUCACUUUAAUAAUUCUUCAAAAGAUAUAAGGAAGAGACGAAAAUCAAAGGUAUUGCGUUAUUGAAUACUCUUUUAUCCAAAAUUCUUAGAAAGAACUAAUUGAUACUAAGCCUAUACUUAUUCUAACUUUGGAAAAAUCUUCUAGUAAAGCAAUAGAAACAAGGUAUACAAUACUAUUUGUCUUUGGAAUAUUUUUCUUUAAAAACAACUACCUUGAAUCAUCUGCUUUUAAUAGGUUUUCUGAUAAAAAGUUAUUAUGUGGAUUUAAAUUUAAGUUAUCUAGCCUUUUCUUUAGAGACAUUAGUAUUUAAUAAGCUGAAGACAGCGAUAGCCUUCAAUCAACUGUUAUCAAAUAGCUAAGCACGAGCUAAAUAAUUAAUUAGGACUGUAGCAUUUGUCUUGAUAAGUUAUAAACAGGAUAAACAGUUUCUAUAAUAACUGAAUGCUAGCAUUACUACCAUUAAGAGUGUAUUGAAAAUUGGUUUUAAUGCAAUAAAACUUGUCCUUUAUGCAGAACACAAAUAUUUAUCUUAUGA
This is a messenger RNA of Tetrahymena thermophila SB210, 612 nucleotides long. Its product is annotated as zinc finger, C3HC4 type (RING finger) protein. The record is from RefSeq and is a predicted model, not a curated record. The transcript is spliced from 4 exons. Lineage: Eukaryota; Ciliophora; Oligohymenophorea; Hymenostomatida; Tetrahymenidae.